Molecule: messenger RNA, 1188 nt
Organism: Erigeron canadensis
Lineage: Eukaryota; Viridiplantae; Streptophyta; Magnoliopsida; Asterales; Asteraceae
Exons: 2
Coding region: 146-808 (220 amino acids)
Molecular function (GO): protein binding
Source: RefSeq, a predicted model, not a curated record
UAUUUAACUGCGGACUACUGAACUCAAUUUAGGGUGGGGGGUUUAUAAUAAAGAUUUUUUAGGGCGGCAUUAUACAAAGAUCCUGCAAAUCGAUUGGUAUACAAUCAUUAUCAUUUAUCUUCAGCCUAAGCAGGUGUUGCAGAAAAUGGUGAAACAUAAGCUGAAGCAACCUCCAAACAGUUGUACUACAAGUGACCCUGAUAUGGAGGAGUUUGUACAAGAUGGUUGGGUUGUUGUCAAGAAACAAAAAGUUACAAUCUUGAUCCCGCCUUUACCUUUGACUGAACAAUGCACGAUACGUAGCCCGAAAAGAAUUCCAUCACAGCCUGUAACUACCAAAGAAGUUGAUCAUAUUAUUGCAGCUCCACUGCCCGACCCACCCCUUCCUGUAGAGAAAACUAUGUCGUUAGCCACUAAGAAACCUGUCAGAACAUUUUCCAACCCUCCAGGGUCGAAACCUCGGGUUACCGCAGGAAACCACAGUACUUACAAAUUCAAAAGUUGUAAAAGAGUUGGGAUUUGCGGGGCACAAGAAGCAAGAAAACAUUGUGGAAGUUUGCUCAGUGGACACAUGCUGGUGAAUCCAAAUAUGAGGGCUUUGAAUCUUGAGAGGAAGCUUAAGAAAGCAGGUGGGCUGAACAAUUGGCUGCUGUCUCUGGGACUUGGCCAAUUUGUGAAGAUAUUUAGGGCCAAACGUGUUGGCAAGGUGCAGUUGGUGAACCUGACCAUGAAAGAGCUGAAAGAUAUGGGUGCAAAUGCAGUAGGGCCCAGGAGAAAGCUGAUGCAUGCUAUCGAUUGUCUCUGGUAGACUGGAGGUGCAAAAUUAUGACAAGAAUAGGGGAACCACUAACACGACAUAAAGUUACCUAUAGUGUUGUAUGGACUAUCACUAACCUCGAUAUGUCAAGCGAGGAAAAUAACUCGUGUAUAAACCAACAAUUUAUUUGUUUAUAAUCUUUGAACUCGUGUGCUGCCCCUUGGAUCAGUUGACUGGUCCAGAGCUGUUCUCUAACCUUGUUAGUUGUUACCACUGUAACCAGCACAUUGAAUAGUUUACUACUUUUCUAGACAUCUCAAAUAACUUCUGUCCUGGUCAAUGUGAGUGUGUAUUGUAACAUGGCUGGCACAGAAGUGUAGUUCCUUGUAAAGCAUAUUUGUGUAUGUGAGACAAAUUACACUAGUUACCCA